Molecule: messenger RNA, 1163 nt
Organism: Anopheles coustani
Lineage: Eukaryota; Metazoa; Arthropoda; Insecta; Diptera; Culicidae
Gene: pn
Product: exopolyphosphatase PRUNE1
Exons: 4
Coding region: 19-1146 (375 amino acids)
Cellular component (GO): cytoplasm
Molecular function (GO): exopolyphosphatase activity
Source: RefSeq, a predicted model, not a curated record
AGUGUAAUAACAUUUAAAAUGAACAAAUAUCUUCAACGCUGCAAAGAGCUCCUUAAAAGUAGUAUCAAUAAAAUUGUUGUCAUCGGUAACGAAAGUUGCGACUUAGAUUCUGCCGUAAGCUCCAUCGCAUUUGCUUUUUUCCUGGAGCACAAACCGUCCCUGCUCAAAUCCUGGCAUGAUAAAGACACACUGGUGGUCCCUGUACUAAACGUGCUCCGCAACGAGCUGCCAUUGAAAACGGAGGUUGCGUUUUUCCUCAAACAGCAAGGCAUUUGUUUGGACGAUUUGGUAUGCAAGAACGAUGUUGACUGGGAUCAAGAGCAAAGCAUGAAAGUCGUUCUGGUGGAUCAUCAUGUAACGAAACUAAAGCAAAACAUAAUCGGUAUUGUCGAUCACCGCCCCCUGGACAGCAACGCUCGCUUCAAUGAAGAGGCAUUCCGAACGAUCGAGCUCGUGGGCUCAUGUGCCACAUUAGUCGGUCGAGAAAUCGUUAAUAGUGGCGCACUACAUGACUCCAAUGGAUUAUACAGUACUGCUUUGGAUCUUUUAUACGGAGCAAUCGUUUUGGAUACCGUAAAUUUUUCAAAGCAAGCAGAUAAGGCUAAGCCUCUCGAUCAUGAAAUUGCAGAAUACAUUGAGGCACGGAAAAGCAUCACCGAAGAAAGCCGGUCUGUGCAUCGAGAGUCGCUUUUCAAGGGUCUUGUUGCCGCACGAAGCGACGUUUCACAGUUGAAUGCAUACCAGUUGCUACUAAAAGAUCUGAAGACUGUUGGACAAAAUAACCGCAUCGUUACAGUGCCUGGAUUUCCAAUGGCCGUGCAGGAAUAUCUAAACUUGCCGCAGCGCGAAGAGCACCUUUCUGAAUUUGCUGGCGCGACGAAGAGCAACGUCGUUGUACUACUCGGCAUGAAAGUACUCCCAGAUGGGAGUGUUCGUCGAGAUAUUGGAGUUGUACCAAUUAAUGAUGAAACGUUAAGCGAAAAGAUUUGCACAGCGUUGCUGGAAAAUGAAGAGAUGGAUUUUGGUUUGGAAAAAAUUCCACCUACGACUCCGUGCGCAGGAACAUUUUACCAGCAACAUAAUUUGAAGGCUUCUCGGAAACAACUUAUGCCGAUUAUAAUCAAUGUACUUAGCUGUUUAGACUAAUCAUAAUAAAAUAAAAC